Molecule: messenger RNA, 1038 nt
Organism: Hemicordylus capensis (graceful crag lizard)
Lineage: Eukaryota; Metazoa; Chordata; Lepidosauria; Squamata; Cordylidae
Gene: MIA
Product: MIA SH3 domain containing
Exons: 4
Coding region: 414-818 (134 amino acids)
Biological process (GO): extracellular matrix organization
Molecular function (GO): protein binding
Source: RefSeq, a predicted model, not a curated record
CUGGUUGUGUUUGUGGCACUGGAAUUCCUUGACGUUCAAAGCUCGGCGGGAGGGAGAGAAUUCACUCCACUGGCGAAUUUCAAGAAGCAUCUGGUGCUUCAGGGACCACCGCUGUGUGUUCAUAAGAGACAGCGAAAGGGAAAGGCUCUCCUGUGAUAAGCGCGGAGGACCCCGUGUGGACGGACCUGUCAGCAGCCCCACACUCUUCUUUUCCGUUUGCUCCGCAGCAGCUGGAGUGUUGUUUGCGAACAUGCUGUGGCGUUGCAGCCACUUGGCCGGGGCAGGCCCUGGUGCCACAGAAACGCUCAGGGCGAGGGCAGCAGACCGCAGCAUUGCCUCUCUGGGAGGGGGGCGGUUCCCCCUCUCAGCCGGCAGGGAAGCUCCGGGGCUGCCUCCGUCUGGACUCUGCAGGAAUGGGGGCUGCUGCGGCUGCCGGGUGCUUCCUCCUGGCUGGGCUGUUCCUCUGCCCCCUUUGGGGGUCCGCGUGGAGUGGGCAGCAGAUGGACAGGCUGGCGGACAGAAAGCUGUGUGCAGACGCGGAAUGCAGCCACCCCAUCUCCAUCGCGGUGGCCCUCCAAGACUACGUUGCCCCCGACUGUCGGUUCAUCCACAUCCAGAGAGGCCAAGUUGUCUACGUCUUCUCCAAGCUGAAGGGCCGCGGACGACUCUUUUGGGCAGGCAGUGUGCAAGGAGACUACUAUGGGGAGCAGCCGGCCCGCCUGGGUUUCUUCCCCAGCUCUGUGGUCCAGGAGAGCCAGUACCUGAAGCCAGGCAAGGUGGAGGUGAAAACUGAGAAGUGGGACUUCUACUGCCUGUGAUGUGAGCUGCCCAGCCAUGGAGGACGCCCGCUCUUGUCGGGAGGCCACGCCAGCCAGGCUUGAAGGCCCAGCCUCCUGCCGGAUCCGCUCUUAGCAAAACCCAGGUCUCCUUGCUGCUGCUGCUGCUGCUGCUGCUGCUGGAGGAGAAAGCGGUGGGCGCCUUGACUGCUGGACUCUCUCGGGGGCCGCUCCUUGACCCAUAAAGGUCCUCUCAAGCAAG